GAACUCAAGCCUAAUCAAGCUCUGGCUUGCUACCCUCUCCAUUUCCAUCAACCACGUCUUAUCUCAUCUUCUCAUACACUGACUACCAGCAACAAAUUCCCACUUUACAGGUUCGGAUUUGUAAACAUAUGCGAUGAUAUUGGAAACUAGGGUUCCGAUUUGAAAAGGAUUUUGCUAUUAUCAAUCGAUUCAUCCUUCACAUCUCCAUCCCUCUGCUUGCUAUUUAAAGUGCUUUUUUCACCGCGAUGGAAGAGGUAAAAGACGUGACCAGUCGGUUUCCAUCACGAGAAUCAGAGCAUUUCCUUCAAUGGAGCAAAUGGCAAUUGCUCGAUUCCAUACUUCCAACAGGCGGCUUUGCUCAUUCCUUCGGUUUAGAGGCUGCAAUGCAAGCACACAUAGUCUCUCAACCUCAAGACCUUCAAUCAUACAUCAUCCAUACCUUGGAGAAUACAGGAAGCCUGCUUCUUCCUUUUGUCUACUCAGCAGCCACAUCACCCGAUCUCCAAACAUGGCAACACCUCGAUAUGAUUCUAGAUGCAACACUAACAAAUGAAGUAAGCCGUAAGGCGUCGGUUUCACAAGGAUCUGCAUUAAUGAGGGUAUCUUCUUCUGUUUUCUCAGAGAUUCCGUCUUUAAAGAUGAUGAGAAACGCGUCUUUGAGCAAUGGGGAUGUAUGCUUCCACCAUGCACCGGUUUUUGGGCUCGUUUGUGGACUAGUCGGGUUGGAUAGUGAAACUUGCCAGAGGGCGUUCAUGUAUAUAACAAUGAGAGAUAUUAUAUCAGCUGCAACCCGACUCAACCUGGUGGGACCCCUUGGUGCUGCUGUAUUGCAACACCAGGUUUCGUUUGUUGCAGAGGAACUGUUGACAAAAUGGAAGAACAGAGGAGUGGACGAGGCAUGCCAAACAUGCCCGCUGCUUGAUACCGUGCAGGGUUGCCAUAGUUACCUGUUUUCAAGACUUUUCUGCUCGUGAUUAUAGAUAAAGAAAACCUUAGAAAAGAAAUACGAAGAGAGUUUGGUUCGUCAGGAUUUUAUGUUAACAUAAUACAUUUUUUUUUUAAUUUUGGUAUUUGUUUUAUGAUGUAUGUUGAGGUUUCAAACUUGUAUGAUGGUUUUUGUAUGAAUAAAUUGCUAUUUUAGUUCCUGAUGUUUCAUCAGAAAUGUCA
This is a messenger RNA of Helianthus annuus (common sunflower), 1167 nucleotides long. RefSeq names its product urease accessory protein F. The transcript has 2 exons. Bases 246 to 974 code for a protein of 242 amino acids. Gene Ontology annotation, molecular function: nickel cation binding. Lineage: Eukaryota; Viridiplantae; Streptophyta; Magnoliopsida; Asterales; Asteraceae. The record is from RefSeq and is a predicted model, not a curated record.